CACCAUCACGCUUUUGGAUUCGGCGGAAAAGGAAAGGCGGUGGCUUAAAUCAAGCCCUACAACCGUCUAUUCCAUCCAAAGCAAAUAAUCCAGCCAUCUUGUGAUCCUCUCAGGUCUCGAUGGUCAAUUGGUCGAUUUUCAUGAUACCCACUCCGUACCUGGUCAUGCUUUGCUUACCUGGCACAUUUUUUGGCGCCCCGGAUUCUUGGCUUCCUAAUUCCGCGAUGCAUCUUCUUCCCCGUGUUUCUUUCGGAAACCACUCUUGUGAUAGUGUUGAUGUUACCACGAUUGAUGUGAGUUUCUUGUCUUUUUCUUCUCUCCAGGGCGCACUUGCCGCCCAUCUCGGCAUCUCUCUCUGUCCACUUGAUAUCCCCCUCAGCUUUGGUUUUGAAUUCGUCUUGGUCAAGCGUCACACUGUCCACGAAACACCUUUCUCUCUCUGGUUACCCUUUAUACAACCCGGCAAGCAGUCUUUGAUCCUGUGUACUAUCUUUUGGAGGGCCUCCGGGGACUCUUUAUAUUUCCUUUUCUGUCUGUCCCUUUCGCUGUGCCCUGAUCAGGGCCAUUUUCGACAUCUCAAUGUCAAGGGAUCUACAUCCCUUGGUCUGUCGAGAUAUCUCUCUUUACCACACGGGCUCAGUGGAUUGUCCCAGCUCUUUCUACCUUUUCUUGUACUACAUACACCACAUUCGUCCAUCAUUUCCUUAUCUGUUUUCCAGUCUCUGCUACUAUAACCGCGGUCGAUCUGUCGACCGCGCUGCACUCUCUUCUCUGAUUUGUUAUACUUUCCUUCUGACACAUUCCAUCCACACUCCCUCUUAUCUCCUAUCCUGUUUUCUUUCAUUUUCAUUUUUUUUUCUCUAUAUUCGAUUUCCUUGCCUCUUCGUUUUUGACCUACUCACCACCUCGUCUAACCCGGAUAUUGUUUGCCAUCACUUGAAUCACUGUUUCUAUUCUCUGUUGUAUAAUUUGAAUGGGGAGAAGCGAAAGCAUCGUUUGUCGUGAGCAGGUUUGAGCGACUUAAUUAUGUCAAUGUUUUAAUUGUUUUUUAUUUUUUUUUUCCCUCUGCUUUUUCUCUUUUUUCGCAUGUUCAUCUUUUUUUAACCUCCCUCAUUCUUGAUUUCUGUUUAGAAGAUUGAUUGAUAGAAGAAGUACAGCGCUGCAAACAAGCAAGUCUCUAGAGAAUUGAUACCAAUAUGCUCUUGUUCUUAUCUAUCUCUG
Molecule: messenger RNA, 1221 nt
Organism: Aspergillus steynii IBT 23096
Lineage: Eukaryota; Fungi; Ascomycota; Eurotiomycetes; Eurotiales; Aspergillaceae
Exons: 1
Coding region: 120-734 (204 amino acids)
Source: RefSeq, a predicted model, not a curated record